AUGAGUCCGGUGGAUACAAACCCCGUAACGCCCUUCCCGAUAUGGGUAAGGGAUAUAGGGAGUGAACUGAAGUCCGCUCCCCAGACCUUAUCGAGCUGGGACAACUGUAUGGCCAAAUCCUAUUGCAAGUGGCCUGUUAUCGCCGCGAUUAUUGUCGGGGCUCUUAUCGUCAUUUCAAUCAUCGCCUGUGUGGUUAAUUGUAUAUGUUGCGGGUAUCGAUGCUGUACAGGAUGUUGCUGUUCAUGCUGCUGCCCGUCUCCUCGAAACAAGGACCGUGGGCCAAAGUACCAGGAUGAUCCGUACACUCAACCCCUUCAUCAGCCAUAUAAUCAGCCGUACAACUACCCUCCUCCAAUGCAGCCUCCCGUCAACGAUGCCUACAAAACGACUCCUGCCCCGCCUGUGUAUCGUGGUGCGCAGGUAGCGCACUUCGAUUCUCCAUCGAACCAUAGCGCUGGGAAAUACAACGAAGAUGCAUUGCCUGCCAUGCCCAGCUGGGACAAUGCUGUGACCAGGAGGGUCGAGGAUACCGACCACCACCAGGAUGCGAUGGAAAUGGAGCCAUUGAACCCUUCGAAUCAAGCUACUCACCGAACACCAUCGGCUUCCCGACCGAACGGAGGUGGCUACAACGGGGUUGGUUACCAUGGGGGUGAUUACAAUGACAGUGGACAUGCUGAGGGUGGUUAUGAUGGAGCUGGCUACGCAGCAGUUCCUCCGGCCAGAACGGGCACUCCUUCCGGCUUGCACGCCGAACCUCGGGCGCACGGGUAUGCUUCUCCAUCUCCAGUCGUGGGAUCAUCCUCGCCCAUUCACCAGUAUGAUCAACCAUACAAUGACUAUUCUCACGGAAACUCUUGGAAUCAAACACCCUCUGUGUCGGCGCCCUAUGCUACUCAACCGCAGUAUAUGUCCACGGGUCCCGCUGUAUCUGUGGAUCGCCCCAUCCCAUAUCGUCAACCAUCUCCAGGCUUCAACAAAACGCCCGUUUAUAGGGGGAUGUCUCCAAGUAUUCCUAGCACACCACCUCCGCCAUUUACAUCUACCGCUGCUCCUUAUGAAAUGACUGCCGACGCGGGCCGGCCCCCGAGUCUACUUCAGAGUGGAAGAAAACCGGCUCCUAACUCUUACAGAGAUGUAUAA
Molecule: messenger RNA, 1143 nt
Organism: Aspergillus tanneri
Lineage: Eukaryota; Fungi; Ascomycota; Eurotiomycetes; Eurotiales; Aspergillaceae
Exons: 2
Coding region: 1-1143 (380 amino acids)
Cellular component (GO): plasma membrane; cellular bud neck
Source: RefSeq, a predicted model, not a curated record